Tarenaya hassleriana is the source of this 1648-nucleotide messenger RNA. RefSeq names its product elongation factor Ts, mitochondrial-like. NCBI's taxonomy places the organism in Eukaryota, Viridiplantae, Streptophyta, Magnoliopsida, Brassicales, Cleomaceae. Bases 120 to 1304 code for a protein of 394 amino acids. The transcript is spliced from 9 exons. Gene Ontology annotation, cellular component: mitochondrial matrix. Gene Ontology annotation, biological process: mitochondrial translational elongation. The record is from RefSeq and is a predicted model, not a curated record. Gene Ontology annotation, molecular function: translation elongation factor activity; protein binding.
UGGGGUUUUAGGCUUUCUAUUGCUCUGUUCUGUCUUCUGGUUUUUCAGUUCGUCGAUUCUGAGAUCCUGUCGUUGGUCCUUUUUUUGUGUGGUGAACAUAAAUCGAGGGUAUUUCGGAAAUGGCGUUCGCUAAAGCUAUAAGACGGCCUGUUGGGAUUUUCGUUUACAGUGCUACUGGUAGAUUUGGUUCUGGAAAUGAGUAUUCUACUGUGGCAACCAAAGUGGAAGCUUUGUCUCAGUACAAGAGCUCGGGUUUGUCCGGAUAUGCGGACCCUUUUCGGGGUUUCGGGAGAUUUUCACAGAGAUUUAGUUCAGCGGCUCCUGCUGCAUCGGAGCAAAUGAACCUCAUCAAGCAACUGAGGGAAAGAACAAGUGCUCCGAUCAAGGAUGUCAAGGCUUCUCUUGUGGAGUGCAAUUGGGACAUUGAGGCUGCUCAGAAGGAUUUGAGGAAGAGAGGGAAAGUAUUGGCUUCGAAAAAGUCAUCGAGAACCGCUGCUGAGGGAUUGCUUGCGCUUGCUCAAGACGGGGAGAAAGCUGCGGUUAUCGAACUCAAUUGUGAGACAGACUUUGUUGCUAGAAACGAGAUUUUCCAGUACUUGGCUUUAGCUCUGGCAAAGCACGCUUUGCUGGUUGAAAAUGGUUCUCAGCAAGUCGCUGGUGUCUUUCCUUUUGGACCCGAGCUUUUUGAGACUUUCAAGCUGAAUCUUGAUCAUCCUAAAGUGAACGGUGAAACAACCGUUUCAAAUGCAGUCACUGAGGUAGCUGCAAUAAUGGGGGAAAAUGUAAAAUUUAGGAGAGGUUUCUUGUUGUCAAAAACUUCACCUGGUGUUCUCUCUACUUAUCUUCAUACAAGCCCCCAACCCGGGCUGGGUCGUAUAGCGGGCAUCGUUGCUUUAGAAGUUGGGGAUGAGAAUGCUCAAAUAGAUGCUGUCCAGCGUGUAGGCUCAGAACUGGCUAUGCAUGUUGUAGCAGCAAAACCCCUGUUUCUAACUAAGGACCACGUUUCAUCAGAAGCACUGGCAAAUGAACGUGAGGUUCUCAAGUCUCAGGCUGAAAGUACAGCCAAGUCUCAGAUGGCUGUAGAGAAGAUGGUGGAAGGGCGCAUGCGUAAAUACUUUGAAGAAGUUGUUCUUAUGGAGCAAAAGUUUAUUGUGAAUGAUACUUUGAACGUAAAGACUCUUCUUGAUAAUUUGUCCAAGGAGGUGGGUUCCCCUGUGAAGGUCGGGAAUUUUCUAAGAGUCGAGGUUGGGGAAGGAAUUCAGAGGCAGGAAGAAUCGGAUGAACCAGUAGCUCAAUCUGCGUAAAGAUCUGAAUAUGCUUUAAGCCGUAAUGAGAUUCUCCACCUUUCCCCCCGAUUUAGUAGGCUCUAAAUUCUUUAGAUUUUGCUAAUGCUUUUGUCCUUCGAUAAAGAUUGCUCACAAUGAGAUUUCGAUGCUAUGUCAGAGAUUGCUGAAUGUUUGCCCUUCCCCAUUUUCUGUUGCUAUAAAAGCAUGAGUUUGUAUUCUCCACACCAUCUGGCUAAUAAGAAGAUCUACUACUUCCAUUGCUUACUUCGGGUUUUUGCUUCAGACCAGAAGUUAUGAAACAUUUGUGUUUCCUUGUUCUUCGACCACUAUCAUCAUAUGAAGGGCCUGUACUGUAAUGUUUA